AUGGCUAAUUCAUGCGGCAUGACAGGAUACGAAGUCGUUGGAGGCUACCUCUCCCCCGUAUCGGACGCCUAUAAGAAGAAGGGUCUGGCCCCUGCAAAUCACCGAAUUCGAAUGUGCGAAAUCGCCGCCGAGAACACCUCUAAAUGGCUUAUGGUUGAUCCCUGGGAGGCCCUGAGUCCAACUUAUAUUCCCACUGCCCGCGUCUUGGACCAUUUCGACUACGAGAUCAACCAUGUCAUGGGAGGCAUCGAGUGCUCCGACGGCACCCGUAAGCCGGCCAAGAUUGUCCUGCUGGCCGGCGCCGAUUUGAUCCAGACCAUUAGCACACCGGACAUUUGGGACGCCCAGGAUGUGGAUCACAUUCUGGGUAACUUUGGCGUCUUUGUCCUGGAACGAACAGGGACCGAGCUUGACUCGGCUCUGGCGGCCCUGAAGCCUUGGGAGAAGAAUAUCCACGUCAUUCGACAGGUUGUGACAAACGAUAUAUCCAGUACCAAAGUCCGACUUCUCUUGAAGCGAGAUAUGAGCAUCGAUUAUCUAAUUCCGGACGAUGUCAUUAAUUAUAUCUACGAUAAUAAUCUGUACCGCGAGCUGGACCUGGCUGGUGGCAGCAAGGGAAAGGAGAAGGCAGAUGUGACUGCCGGACCUAGCUCCAGCUGA
This is a messenger RNA of Metarhizium robertsii ARSEF 23, 660 nucleotides long. RefSeq names its product nicotinamide mononucleotide adenylyl transferase. The transcript has 3 exons. Lineage: Eukaryota; Fungi; Ascomycota; Sordariomycetes; Hypocreales; Clavicipitaceae. Gene Ontology annotation, biological process: NAD+ biosynthetic process. The record is from RefSeq and is a predicted model, not a curated record. Bases 1 to 660 code for a protein of 219 amino acids. Gene Ontology annotation, molecular function: nicotinamide-nucleotide adenylyltransferase activity; nicotinate-nucleotide adenylyltransferase activity.